Molecule: messenger RNA, 1958 nt
Organism: Nannospalax galili (Upper Galilee mountains blind mole rat)
Lineage: Eukaryota; Metazoa; Chordata; Mammalia; Rodentia; Spalacidae
Gene: B3gat2
Product: beta-1,3-glucuronyltransferase 2
Exons: 4
Coding region: 77-1051 (324 amino acids)
Biological process (GO): chondroitin sulfate proteoglycan biosynthetic process; carbohydrate metabolic process
Cellular component (GO): Golgi membrane
Molecular function (GO): galactosylgalactosylxylosylprotein 3-beta-glucuronosyltransferase activity
Source: RefSeq, a predicted model, not a curated record
GCCGCCGUCCAAGCUGUGCACCGGGUGCCCCCGACUCCCGCUGGGGGGGUGUCUAAGACCCUGGGGAGCGCGCACCAUGAAGUCCGUGCUGUGCAGCCGCUUCUUCAUCCUCCUCCCCUGGAUCCUGAUCGUCAUCAUCAUGCUCGACGUGGACCCACGCAGGCCUGCUCCCCCCAUCACUUCGCGCCCCUAUUUUUCUCCCCACACACUGGGCUGCGGGGGCUCCCGCGUCCCGCUCCGCCGGAGCAGCCCGGUGCGCGACAACCUGGAGAAGCGCAACGAGUCCCGGGUGCAGUCGCAGCCCCAGCCGCCGCUGCCCACCAUCUAUGCCAUCACGCCCACCUACAGCCGGCCGGUGCAGAAAGCCGAGCUGACCCGCCUGGCCAACACGUUCCGCCAGGUGGCGCAGCUGCACUGGAUCCUGGUGGAGGAUCGCGCCACGCGCAGCGAUCUAGUGAGCAGCUUUCUGGAGCGGGCCGGGCUGCCCAACACGCACCUGCACGUGCCCACGCCGCGGCGCUAUAAGAGGCCGUGGCUGCCGCGUGCCACCGAGCAGCGCAACGCCGGCCUGGCCUGGCUGCGCCAGAGGCAUCAGCACCAGCGUGCCCAGCCCGGCGUGCUCUUCUUCGCGGACGACGACAACACCUACAGUCUGGAGCUCUUCCAGGAGAUGCGAACUACACGCAAGGUUUCCGUCUGGCCCGUGGGCCUCGUUGGUGGGCGACUCUAUGAACGUCCAUUGGUGGAAAAUGGCAAAGUUGUUGGAUGGUACACUGGGUGGAGAGAAGACAGGCCUUUUGCCAUCGACAUGGCAGGAUUUGCUGUGAGUCUGCAGGUCAUCUUGUCCAAUCCAAAAGCUGUAUUUAAGCGUCGUGGAUCCCAGCCAGGAAUGCAAGAAUCUGACUUUCUAAAGCAGAUAACCACAGUCGAAGAACUGGAACCCAAAGCAAAUAACUGCACCAAGGUUCUUGUGUGGCACACUCGGACAGAGAAGGUCAAUCUAGCCAAUGAGCCCAAGUACCACCUGGACACAGUGAACAUUGAGGUGUAGACUCAAGUAGCAACUGGAACAGUUGCCCAUUCAGUGGGGUGUGGAAGAAGAAGAUUGGAGUUUAGGCUGCGGCUUAUUCAGGUAUUGUUCCUUUUACUUCAGUACAGCAGCCUUUACUGUUAGCUGACGGACAUCUGUCUACACAGAGCUUGUCAGUUAGCAUACGCUAACUGGAUGCUAAAAAUGUCUUCAUUUGUUCUGCAUGUAUUUUCUACAACUUCACUGGAAGAUUUUUUUGUAAAGCUGAAUGAUUCUGCAUAUUAUCAUUCUGAGUAUCUUAUGUACUGCUCCUUCCCUCUCAAUUCAUCUUAUAACUGGUAGAAUGGAAUAGGCAUUAGAACUUGUGCUAAAAAGUUGUACAACUAAAUAUUCCCAAUUCUCAGCUUCACAAGUGGCAGUAUACAUUGUAGGAAAUAAAACCCACAAAUAAAAAACAAAGUAUGGAUUCAUCUGUUUAAUAUAGGGAAAUAACAUUUUGUCAAUACUAGGCACCAUAAAAUGUAAACACAAUUACUGUCAUAAACCUGGAUAUACCUUCAAGGAUUAAAAGUGGCUUUGUUUUAGUUACCCUGUUUUCAUAUAGUGCAGAAAAGGUCUUCAUGUUAGCACUAUGUACAUAAGAGAUCCAAAUUACAAGAGGCUGAUAAAAUUUGAAUUCUUUAAACAUUAAGUUUUAUAGUAACAUCCAGGUUUAUCUUCCUUUCACUAACCACGUUCCCUGUUAAGCACAUCAUAACAACAGCACAGUGAAGUGAGUGAUGAAAUAAAAGAAUUUUGAUACACUUAGAAAACAGUGCUCAGUGAUGCAUUUACAUUCUAUUUAUAUGAUUAAACAUUUGAUCAUACAGUACCUUCCUACAAGAUUACUGGCUAAUUUGGGGUGGGGUUUAUACUGUUAGAGGUAUUA